Molecule: messenger RNA, 558 nt
Organism: Colletotrichum gloeosporioides
Lineage: Eukaryota; Fungi; Ascomycota; Sordariomycetes; Glomerellales; Glomerellaceae
Exons: 1
Coding region: 1-558 (185 amino acids)
Source: RefSeq, a predicted model, not a curated record
AUGGCUAUUAGAUUCGGGGCGGUCGACGCAAAAACCUUCGACGAACUAUGCACCAAGACUCUUCCUAAGACAGUACCAUUAGUCGAUUGGGUCCAUCCUCUGAGACCAGUAUUCCCUCAGUCUUCGACGUCGUGUGAGGUACAGCUAGAUAAACCGUCGACCAGAGGAUCGACUUCAUGGGCUAUCGAAAAUUUCACCGCCGCCGUCGGGUUGAAAGAGCGCUUCAAACCCCAUGACUUGCGGCAUGGCGCCGGCGUCGACGUUAACAAUUCGCAAGACGUUCCUGUUCGCAACGAGUUCCAUGACCAUUGCCUCCGAUACACCAUUGCAACUCUCAUCCUUGUCCUUGUCCUCGUCUCCGUUGUUAUCCUUGUCCUCGUCCGCCGCUAUCUGUCCUCAUUUCUAUUGUUAUCCUUGUUUUCGUCGCUCUCGUCCUUCAGUUCUCUUGAUAUUCACUGUGUGGAUGGAGCUUACAUAUACCUAUGCGCUAUCCACGCAGUGAGCGGUUUCCGGCCGUUCAGGCGCAUAGUCAGGGUAAUAAUAAUAGAGAACCACUGA